Messenger RNA from Panthera uncia (snow leopard), 2898 nucleotides. RefSeq names its product pantothenate kinase 4 (inactive) (gene PANK4). Gene Ontology annotation, biological process: coenzyme A biosynthetic process. Gene Ontology annotation, molecular function: ATP binding; pantothenate kinase activity. Bases 67 to 2562 code for a protein of 831 amino acids. NCBI's taxonomy places the organism in Eukaryota, Metazoa, Chordata, Mammalia, Carnivora, Felidae. The transcript has 18 exons. Gene Ontology annotation, cellular component: cytosol; nucleus. The record is from RefSeq and is a predicted model, not a curated record.
CGUUUAGCAGUCAAAUAUAUGCGCAUAUAUCUCCAUGGCUGAUGAGGCUGGCCGGGCACAUUCAAAAUGGCGGAGUGCGGAGCGAGCGGCAGCGGGAGCAGCGGGGACAGCUUGGACAAGAGCAUCACGCUGCCCCCCGACGAGAUCUUCCGCAACCUGGAGAACGCCAAGCGCUUCGCCAUUGACAUAGGGGGGUCGCUCACCAAGCUGGCCUACUACUCCACCGUGCAGCACAAGGUUGCCAGAGUGCGCUCCUUCGAGUCCUCGGGCAGGGACACAGAGCAGGACCACGAGCCGCCCUACGAGAUCUCAGUCCAGGAGGAGGUCACUGCCCGGCUGCACUUCGUCAAGUUCGAGAACACCUACAUAGAAGCUUGUCUGGACUUCAUCAAAGACCACCUCGUCAACACUGAGACCAAGGUCAUCCAGGCCACCGGGGGCGGGGCGUACAAAUUCAAGGACCUCAUUGAAGAAAAACUGCGGCUGAAAGUGGACAAGGAGGACGUGAUGACCUGCUUGAUAAAGGGCUGCAACUUCGUGCUGAGGAACAUACCACACGAGGCCUUCGCGUAUCAGAAAGAUUCCGACCCCGAGUUCCGAUUCCAGACCAAUCACCCCGACAUUUUCCCAUACCUUCUGGUCAACAUCGGCUCCGGAGUGUCCAUUGUGAAGGUGAGGUGGGCUCCCCGGACCACGCGUGACGGCCGGGCAGGGAGCACCCGUGCAGCGUCGGCGGGGGCUCGGCCUGCAGGAUGGCGCCCCCCCACCCCCCGCGUCUGGGGCGUCCCCAGGACCGGUGGGCGGUGGCCGGCCCCCCUCGGCAGCUCGCCUGCCCUGCCGCCACAGGUGGAGACGGAGGACAGGUUCGAGUGGGUUGGCGGCAGCUCCAUCGGAGGUGGCACCUUCUGGGGACUCGGGGCUCUGCUCACCAAAACAAAGAAGUUUGACGAGCUGCUGCAUCUGGCCUCCAAGGGCCAGCACACGAGUGUGGACAUGCUGGUGCGGGACGUGUACGGGGGCGCCCACCAGACCCUGGGGCUGAGCGGCGACCUCAUCGCCAGUAGCUUCGGGAAGUCGGCCGCUGCCGACAAAGAGUUCUCCAAGGAGGACAUGGCCAAGAGCCUGCUGCAUAUGAUCAGCAACGACAUCGGGCAGCUCGCCUGCCUGUACGCGAAGCUGCACUGCUUGGACAGGGUGUACUUCGGCGGCUUCUUCAUCCGGGGCCACCCUGUCACCAUGCGCACCAUCACCUACAGCAUUAACUUCUUCUCCAAGGGGGAAGUCCAGGCGCUGUUCUUGAGACACGAAGGCUACCUGGGAGCCAUCGGAGCGUUUCUCAAAGGAGCAGAACAAGACAACCCUAACCAGUACAGCUGGGGAGAAAACUAUGCCGGCAGCUCCGGGCUGAUGAGCUCAUCCCCGGAGCUCUGCCCGACACAGCGGGUGAGGAGCGGCACUUUCGACCUUCUGGAGAUGGACCGGCUGGAGAGGCCGCUGGCCAACCUGCCACUCCUUCUGGACCCGUCUUCCUACGUGCCCGACACGGUCGACCUCACGGACGACGCCCUGGCCCGCAAGUACUGGCUCACCUGCUUCGAGGAGGCCCUGGACGGGGUGGUGAAACGCGCCGUGGCCAGCCAGCCGGGCUCCGUGGACGCAGCCGAGCGGGCGGAGAAGUUCCGGCAGAAGUACUGGCGCAAGCUGCAGACGCUGCGACACCAGCCCUUUGCUUACGGGACGCUGACCGUGCGCAGCCUUCUGGACACGAGGGAGCACUGUUUGAAUGAGUUCAACUUCCCGGACCCCUACUCCAAAGUCAAGCAGAAGGAAAACGGGGUCGCACUGAAGUGUUUCCCGAGGGUGAUCCGCUGUCUGGACGCCUUGGGCUGGGAGGAGAGGCAGCUGGCCCUGGUGAAAGGCUUGCUGGCCGGGAACGUCUUUGACUGGGGAGCGAAAGCCGUCUCUGAUGUCCUUGAAUCUGACCCCCAGUUCGGCUUCGAGGAGGCCAAGUCGAAGCUGCAAGAGCGGCCGUGGCUCGUGGACUCCUACGGCAAGUGGCUUCAGAGACUGAAGGGGCCCCCUCACAAAUGUGCCUUAAUUUUCGCAGAUAACAGUGGAAUAGACGUCAUUUUGGGAGUCUUCCCCUUUGUCAGGGAGCUUCUCUCUAGAGGGACGGAGGUCAUCCUGGCGUGCAACUCGGGACCCGCCUUGAAUGACGUGACGUACUGCGAGUCCCUCAUCGUGGCUGAGCGCAUCGCGGCCAUGGACCCUGUCGUCCACUCGGCGCUCAAAGAGGAGAGGCUGCUGCUGAUGCAGACGGGCUCCAGCUCCCCGUGUCUGGACCUCAGCCGCCUGGACAAGGGGCUGGCCGUGCUGGUCCGGGAGCGAGGCGCAGACCUGGUGGUGAUCGAGGGCAUGGGCCGCGCCGUGCACACCAACUACUACGCGGCCCUGCGCUGCGAGAGCCUCAAGCUGGCCGUCAUCAAGAACUCCUGGCUGGCCGAGCGGCUGGGCGGCCGGCUCUUCAGCGUUAUCUUCAAGUACGAGGUCCCGGCCGAGUGAGGCGCCCGCCCCGCCACCCUCCUCCGCUCGUCGGGAACGUACUGCGACCACAACAGGGAGACCGAGUUCCGAUCGGAAUAUUUAUGUCGCGCGCCUGUGACUGAGAGCCGGGUGCGCCCGGGUGGGAGCGUGGGCGCGUGUGGCGUCAGGGUCUCUACGAUGCUGCCGCGUCCGUGGCGGGAGACGCAACUCUGUCCAGUGAGACAUUCGUAUUGGAAUAUAUUUAACUGUUAAAUAAUCUUUUAUAUAUAUAUAUAUACAUAUGUACGUAUAGAUAUAAAUAUAUGCACAUGUCUCCAACAGGUCACCAGAGGCUCGGGGUCCACACCAAAUAGA